AUGAGAGCAGAUAGCAAACAAUCCUCAUCUCCCGGUCUCUCUCUCUGGGAGAAGAUCGAUCUCUUCCCUGCCCUUCUCACCGUCUUUACGUCGACCCUCUACGCCUCUGUUACGGGCUUGUUUCGAGGCAAGAACGGCACAAGGACCUAUCGUUUCCAUCUAUUCCGUCAACUUCUACAAACGGGCCUUCAACGGCUGUCGCUUAGACAGAUUCAGUAUCUGACCCCACCCACGAACAAAAACUAUGAGGACUGGUCUAUCAGGGAGCAAGUCCAGCCGGUUACAAUCUCUUUGAACCACGGCGCCUUUGGCCACUGGGUCGGUAAAAAAAACGCCAAAAAGGUGGUGGUUUAUUACCACGGAGGCGGCUUCGCACUCCCCAGCACAGCUGAACAUUUCGGCUUCUGCACAGAGAUCCUCCACUCCUUCAAUACAACGGAUGACAACAUUGCCUUUUUCUUCCUUACCUACACAUUGACUCCGAAAGCCGUGUAUCCUACUCAACUUGCCCAAGCGGUUGAUGCCCUGCGCUAUAUCCUGACUACCCGCAAGCCAUCCAACGUUCUUCUCGGUGGUGACUCCGCCGGCGGGAACCUCGCUCUCACUGUCCUUAUGCAUAUCACCCAUCCGCACCCUGAAAUUGAACCUCUCACCAUCUCCGACGAUGAGGAGGAUAGGUCGCUAGCAGGCGUGUACGCCAUUGCGCCUUGGGUUUCUUUCCGCACAGACUGGCCCUCAAUCAAAUCAAACCAUUACAGCGAUAUCAUUUCGGCCGCAAACCUGGACAGAUGGUCCUCCGGUUACUUGGAUGCGCGCAACGGUGAAAGUGAUCCCUGGAGCGAGCCGUUGUCAGCACCUGCGGAGUGGUGGAGGGAUGUCAAGACGAAAGCGCUGUUGGUUACGGCUGGCGGGGAUGAGAUUUUGCUCUCGCCUAUCGAGGCGCUUGUGGAUAAGGUGCGGUCCUCAGGGACCGAGGUUGAGUUUGUGGUUGGUGACAGGGAAACCCAUGCGCCGAUGAUGUAUGGUGGCGGAACAGAUACACAGCAGGGAAGGGCGAUAGAGAGGUGGUUGGCUGGUCAGAUUAGCAAUUAA
Aspergillus ruber CBS 135680 is the source of this 1092-nucleotide messenger RNA. Its product is annotated as putative 6-hexanolactone hydrolase. NCBI's taxonomy places the organism in Eukaryota, Fungi, Ascomycota, Eurotiomycetes, Eurotiales, Aspergillaceae. Bases 1 to 1092 code for a protein of 363 amino acids. The transcript is spliced from 3 exons. The record is from RefSeq and is a predicted model, not a curated record. Gene Ontology annotation, molecular function: hydrolase activity.